GCGUCACCAGAUCCCCAGUGCAGCAUCUGCGGCAAGGCGGGCCGGUACGCCUUCUCUUCGUGCCGGGAGUGCAACCGGUCCCUGUCGGUGGAGGGCGGUCUCACCUUCAGCGCAGGGCAGCGGGCGUGGUGCUUGGGCUAUGGGCCCGCCUGGCCUGUCCAUAUCAAGGCCGUGAACUUCGAGUCGAGAGCGGACACGAAGCCGUAUCUCGUGACGUUCUAUGGCGAGGGGACCAGCGCAUGGGUCGCCCAGGCCAAGCUCCGCCAGUGG
Molecule: messenger RNA, 270 nt
Organism: Prorocentrum cordatum
Lineage: Eukaryota; Dinophyceae; Prorocentrales; Prorocentraceae
Source: the annotation of a GenBank genome assembly